GGCUACACACCCCUUCACCUGGCGUACAUGUUUAACCAGUACCAUAUUGCCGAGUUGCUGCGAACUUAUGGUGCCGAUGCGAAUGCCCGGGACAAUAGUGGCCGCAAACCAGGCCAAUAUCAAAGGGGUGGAGUGCCGCAGCCGGUUAGAGCUACGGUGGUGUCUGGUUCCAAGACUACCCCACAACCUUCCCGCACCCUUGAAAAGGACUUGGGUUUCAUGCGGAUGGGGUCAUUCAACAGUCGAGUGAAGCGCACUGCGGCAGCUCUCACAAACCCUUUUGGUGUCCAGAAGCUAAAGCCCUGGGGUUCUGCGGACAGUGUUGCUGAUGGUGCCGCUCCUUGCAUGGCACCACCAAAGAGUGUGGUGAAAAAGAAGAAGUCGAAGAAAGUAAUCGAUUUUCCCAGCUCAAGCAGCAUAGACUCUGUGAAAUCAAGGCGCAGCAUGACACCGAAAGAGGAGUCUGAUUCUGACAGCGUCUACGGCUUUCCUUCCUGAUUAUCUUCGAACACUGCCAAAUGUCACUUCGCAUUCCAUUGUAGGACAGAGAUAGGGAGAGUGGAAAGGUGUCCCAUACAAAUUUAUCUCGCAGAUGCGAUGUAAUGCAGACUGUGUUGAUAUUACUGUGUGGCAAGGAUGAAUCCUGUAUGGUGCAUCAUUGCUUAGCGGUGUAUUUUGCUAGCUACAAGCACGAGUCUAAUGGAGAGUCUAAACUGUAGAUAUCUGACAUUUUCUUGCGUGCAGUCACUUGUUGUGAUGAUGUAAUAUUUAGCACUAUUUGCUUGCAUAGAUUGGUUCUAUGCGUUGCAUGACUAUAUGCAUUUGUGUUAAGAGGCCUGAUCAGUCGGUUAUGAAUUUGUAUAGGCCACCACUUUUCACGAAGUAAUGAAAUAAUAGAACUGAGUUGUCCGAGAGGCUACAUGAACCUUUUGAAUUACUGAAAGCUGUUUCCUUCAUGUAUAUGUAUUUUUUUCUUUUUUUUCCACUCUCAAAAGCGUCUAUGGCUUUCCUUCCUGAUUAUCUUCGAACACUGUAUAAUGUUACUUCCAUUGUAGGACAGAGACAAGGAGAGGUGGCCCAUACAAAUUUAUCUCAAGCAUUUAAUCUAAUGCAGACUGUGUUCAUAUUACUAUGUGGCAAGAAUGAAUCCUGUAGGUUGCAUCAUUGCUUAGCGGCGUAUUUUGUUAGCUACAAACAUGAGUUUAAUGCAGAGUCUAAACUGUAAAUAUCUGACAUUUUGUUGCUUGCAGUCACUUAUUGUGAUGACGUAAUAUUUAGCACUAUUUGCUUGCAUGUAUUGUACAUAGAUCGGUUGCCUGCGUUGCAUGAUUAUAUGCAUUUGUGUUAAGACGCCUGAUCAGUCGGUUAUGAAUUUGUAUAGGCCACCACUUUUCACGAAGUAAUGAAAUAAUAGAACUGAGUUGUCCGAGAGGCUACAUGAACCUUUUGAAUUACUGAAAGCUGUUUCCUUCAUGUAUAUGUAUUUUUUUUCUUUUUUUUUCCACUCUCAAAAGCGUCUAUGGCUUUCCUUCCUGAUUAUCUUCGAACACUGUGUACUGUUACUUCCAUUGUAGGACAGAGACAGGGAGAGGUGGCUCAUACAAAUUUAUCUCAAGCAUUUAAUCUAAUGCAGACUGUGUUCAUAUUACUGUGUGGCAAGGACGAAUCCUGUAGGGUGCAUCAUUGCUUAGCGGCGUAUUUUGCUAGCUACAAACACGAGUCUAAUGCAGAGUCUAAACUGUAAAUAUCUGACACUUUGUUGCUUGCAGUCACUUAUUGUGGUGACGUAAUAUUUAACAUUAUGCUUGCAUGUAUUGUACAUAGAUUGGUUCUAUGCGUUGCAUGACUAUAUGCAUCUGUGUUAAGAGUCCUGAUCAGUCGGUUAUAAAUUUGUAUAGGCCACCACUUUUCACGAAGUAAUGAAAUAAUAGAACUGAGUUGUCCGAGAGGCUACAUGAACCUUUUGAAUUACUGAAAGCUGUUUCCUUCAUGUAUAUGUAUUUUUUUUCUUUUUUUUUCCACUCUCAAAAGCGUCUAUGGCUUUCCUUCCUGAUUAUCUUCGAACACUGUGUACUGUUACUUCCAUUGUAGGACAGAGACAGGGAGAGGUGGCUCAUACAAAUUUAUCUCAAGCAUUUAAUCUAAUGCAGACUGUGUUCAUAUUACUGUGUGGCAAGGACGAAUCCUGUAGGGUGCAUCAUUGCUUAGCGGCGUAUUUUGCUAGCUACAAACACGAGUCUAAUGCAGAGUCUAAACUGUAAAUAUCUGACACUUUGUUGCUUGCAGUCACUUAUUGUGGUGACGUAAUAUUUAACAUUAUGCUUGCAUGUAUUGUACAUAGAUUGGUUCUAUGCGUUGCAUGACUAUAUGCAUCUGUGUUAAGAGUCCUGAUCAGUCGGUUAUAAAUUUGUAUAGGCCACCACUUUUCACGAAGUAAUGAAAUAAUAGAACUGAGUUGUCCGAG
This is a messenger RNA of Rhipicephalus microplus (southern cattle tick), 2464 nucleotides long. RefSeq lists its product as uncharacterized. The record is from RefSeq and is a predicted model, not a curated record. Gene Ontology annotation, molecular function: protein binding. Lineage: Eukaryota; Metazoa; Arthropoda; Arachnida; Ixodida; Ixodidae.